Messenger RNA from Perkinsus marinus ATCC 50983, 279 nucleotides. RefSeq lists its product as hypothetical. The coding region runs from base 1 to 279 and encodes 92 amino acids. NCBI's taxonomy places the organism in Eukaryota, Perkinsozoa, Perkinsida, Perkinsidae. The record is from RefSeq and is a predicted model, not a curated record. The transcript has a single exon.
AUGACAUCACCAAUCAACGAGUUGCGUCCAGGAAGUGAGCGGGAUAUUCUCACAUCUAUGGGGGCUGUGCCGAGAAGCUCUCUGACCACGCAAGUUCGACUCAUGGAGACCGCUAUCUACGAGAACAGUACUGCCUCGUAUGUCCCCCAUGUUUCUACCCUUGGUGAAAGUAUCAAGAAUGUCCUGUGCGACAACGACGACUCCAAGGCUGACAUACCCACUGUUGGCAGUGAUGAAGAUCUAUGCGCUCUUUGGACCAUCAUUUGCUUGGCUCAUUGA